CGAGGACUCCUGUGGGUGCACAGUCCAAAGUCGCAACCGGUCAAAACAAAUGUGCGCCGAGUCCUCGUUUCCACUUACCGCCGACAAAAAGCGCCGAGCCGAACAAGAACAUGUCGAAGUCGGCGAAGCCGUCAGAGGAUUGACUGCGGGCGGAGCAGAAUGGAACUGACGGACCACCAUGCAUCUCACAUCCCCUUGAAGAAAAAUAGAUUUCUAGUAGUGAAGUAGUUUGUUGCAUUUAGGAGCCUCGUGGGAACCAAAAUGAGUCGACACUUUUCUUGUGCGUUUUGCGUGGCUUUAUUUAUUUUCCCGUUCAUGAGCACUUCGUGCCCUGCACAGUGCAACUGCUUCUUCCACAAACUGAGCGACGGUUCCAAAGCCAGAAGCGUCCUUUGCAAUGAUCCCAAGAUCACCGUCAUUCCUCCAAAUUUCCCCAUGGACACCUCCAAAAUACGCAUUGAGAAGACAGCCAUCACGAGGAUUUCCAGCGACGAUUUUCGCUACCUCGGCAGCAUGGAGUUUCUGUGGAUGUCUUUCAACUCCCUGAGUUCUCUCAGCGUGGACAGUUUUCGGGGUCUCGCGAACCUGGACGAGCUGAGGCUGGACGGUAACGCCCUCACCUCAUUCCCGUGGGAGUCUCUGAGCGAUAUGCCCAAUCUGAAGCUACUCGACCUGCACAACAACAAGAUCUCCAGUAUGCCCGCCGAGGCCCUGGCAUACAUAAAGAACAUCACUUAUCUGGAUUUAUCUAGCAACACUCUCACCACCAUCCCUGCAGAUGUCCUCUCGCUUUGGUUAAGUGUAAAACCACUUCAGGAAGCUGAUUCUUCCAAAUUCAUUCUUGGCCUCCAUGACAACCCGUGGUUAUGCGACUGCCGGCUUUAUGAUCUGGUCCAGUUCCAGAAGUCCCCAAGGUCAUCGGUCGCUCUAAUAGACCCCAGGCUGCGAUGUUCCGACCCGGAGAGUCUGUCUGGGGUUUUCUUUACUGAAGCGGAAUUGCAGAGGUGCCAGGGCCCUCGGGUGCAUACCGCUGUUGCGCGUGUCCGGAGUUCGCUGGGCAACAACGUCCUGCUUCGUUGCGGCACUGUUGGCGUUCCAAUCCCUGAGCUUUCUUGGAACCGCGCUGAUGGCAAAAAAAUCAACGGCACCAUUCAGCAAGAGAUCUCACAGGAGGGCCUCAUUUGGUCCAUUUUGAGUGUGCCGGCAGUCUCUUACAGGGAUUCGGGAAAGUAUGUGUGCAAAGCCACCAAUUUUGUGGGAACUGCAGAUGCCAUCAUCUCCUUGGUGAUCACAGACACGUUUCGUGCUGAAGAGGCAGGCGGUGCGGUUGCCAAAAGACCUAGAGGAAAGAAGCCCGGCGGUGUGGGGAGGGCCGCGUAUCAGGAAAAGCUUAUCGCUAGGUAUGUCCCUCCCCCGACGACCUCUCCCGGCAAGCCCGUCAUCCAACCCCUCGACGGCAAAGGCGUCACCCGGAAGUACGAGGUCGAGAGCUAUAGCGUCUCCUCCGGCUCCCGAGGACGAGGCCGGGGCUCGAACCCUCGAAAGCCGGAGCAGGUUGCUUUGGGUAACAUGGUGGCCAACGCCUCAUCCUUACAGCAAGCCCCUGAGAAAAGAGUGGUGCGUUCGGUGAAGGUGAUCGGCGAUACCGACCACACCGUCUCGUUGAACUGGCGAGCCCCCACGUCCACAAAUAUCACCGAGUUUAGCGUCCUAUACGCCGUGUUCGGCGAGCGGGACAUGCGUCGGAUAAACGUGGGAGCGGGCAAAAACCGUAUCACCAUCGACGGCCUGGUGCCUAAAACAAAGUACAUCGCUUGCGUUUGCGUCAAAGGCCUGAUACCGAAAAAGGAGCAGUGCGUAAUCUUCUCGACGGAUGAGGCGGCCAGCGCAAGCAGCACCCAGAAACUCAUCAACGUAGUGGUCAUCACGGUAGCCUGCGUCAUCGCAGUGCCUCUCACUCUGAUCGUCUGCUGCGGCGCCAUUAAAAAGCGUUGCCGCAAGCUCUUCGGCCAGCCCUCCAAGGAAAUACAGGACUCCUAUGUCACAUUUGAGACUCUGGGCCCCGGGUCCAAAACUAAAGGGACGGAAGGCGAGUAUCUUACCCGGUUAACCCCUGACGAGUCCAACCGGCUGCUUUCCGCGAGGUCCAGCGUCGAUUCCGAGGCCAUAACGAGGACUGAGGGCCCACCUAAUGAGUACUUCUGCUAGAACUCGACAUUUGCCUCAACUUGUGGGAGAUGCACUUUAAGACUGGAGUUGUCAAAUCUGAUCCCUCGAAAGGAACUUGACAGCUCAUUUGCCACUGGAUGAAACAACUUCUUACAGACUUGUGGAAGAAAGCUAAAUAUAUGUAUAAAAAAAGGAAAAUGAUACACAGUGAAAUGGUUAUUUACAUGUUAAUGUAUAUAAAUGUGUUUUGGGACCUCUUACUAAAAGGUGACAGUUCAUCUUUUCAACCUAAACAACAUAUUUGAUCUAAUGUAACCUCUGCACUGUGUACAAACCUUUACAUCAAUUAUAUUUCGCAACACCGACGUCGAUUAGUCUGUUUUGUCCGUCGUCACGUGCCAGGUUUUCCAAACAAAACUCAACACAGCUUGCACAGUUUCUAAUAUGUAAAUAUGUUGUCAACUAACACAUCUGUAUAUGAAAGAGUUGUAUGUAAAUAAAAGUUGUUUUUAUAUACUGAUAACAUGAUUGUUCAUUAUGUUGGACUGAAACAACAUGAGUGGAUAUCAGCAAACACACAAGUACUUUUUAUUUUUAUUGAAUAGUUCCAGACAAAUGUUCAGGGGAACGUUUUAUUAAACCAACUCCUAUGGCUUGCCCAUGUGGUUUUCUUCUUUUUUGAGAGUGAAUUGGUUUCUGCUGCCCGAAGUACAAUCUGCACUAAUGUACCUUAUUGGUAGUGAGGGGAAAAUGAGGCUUCAAAUUUGCUUGUACUUUUUUUGAGUAAAUUGCUGAUUGAGCAGUCUGCAAAGAUGAGUGCUACUACAACUAAAGCAAGAGUUUUGGCCUGAAUGUUGAUUUGUGGCCAUGUUCAAAAAUUCUUUACGACAAAACCGUUUGCAACUUUUUAGGAACCUUGACGAGAUUCGCUCAGUGUUCAAACCCUCGCGGCUCAAUGAGAUAUGGGCUUUAUCGAGGUCAGAUUACUGUCCUCUCCAGACAUCUGUCGCCAUCUCUCUUGGCACCGCUAACCGGCCCGGCCCACUUAUGCAGACGGGCCUUCUGUUGUC
Messenger RNA from Syngnathus typhle (broad-nosed pipefish), 3239 nucleotides. RefSeq names its product leucine-rich repeat, immunoglobulin-like and transmembrane domains 1b (gene lrit1b). The coding region runs from base 262 to 2208 and encodes 648 amino acids. Gene Ontology annotation, cellular component: endoplasmic reticulum membrane. Gene Ontology annotation, molecular function: protein binding. The record is from RefSeq and is a predicted model, not a curated record. NCBI's taxonomy places the organism in Eukaryota, Metazoa, Chordata, Actinopteri, Syngnathiformes, Syngnathidae. The transcript is spliced from 5 exons.